GCGCCGCGCGAUUUCAGCGCUGUUCAGGCCGGGAGAGCGCUCAAACGCGGUCCCGCAACGCGCCGCGCCGCGCGGGCAGCCCCCUGAGCCGCGCCCAGCCGUCGCGCGCACAAGUGUGGGCAGCCCAACCACCAGCAAAGCAACACCGAUGGACUGGAAUGAGGGAGACGAUUUUGACGAGGAGGAGUACGCCGACCUCUACGCCGACGAGGACGAGGCGGUCGAGCUCGACCUCCAGCAGGAUAUCGAGUCCGAGGCCGAGUCCGUGGAUUUGAGCCGCUUCGAGAGUUCGGCAGAAAAAAACGUGUUCUCCAGGAGGAACCGGAUUUGGAUAAGACGAGCUGUUUCUAAACCGAGACGACACCGAAAAAGCGAUGAAAAAGGCGACUGGAGCGAAAGUGCAUUCCCAGACGCAUUAGAUGAUUUCAGAGACCAAGACCGCAAUGCAGAAGCGUUUGAGGCUCUCAGAAGCUCGGCGCGGGACAAGGAGGUGCGGAACUUCCUUGUAGUGGGCGCACGUGGCAGCGGCAAGACCGCCGCGUGCGUUGCUUACGUCAAAGACUUCGCGAGACCUGACGCCGACCCGAAGGCCGAAGGCGCGCGGCGACGGGCGAAGAAGCUCGCGAAACUAAAAAUGAAGGACGGGAAAUUACCUUUACUAAGGCUGACGCAGGACGACGUGCGGAACGCGGCGGAGUUCGAAAGUGCCUUCGCGAAGUUUGUGAGAAUGGCAGAUCGGGACUGCGGCGAGAAAUGUACGAAGUUCGUCAUUCUGGACGGGUUGGACCAGUUGCUCGGCAAGGAGCAGCAGUUGAUCUACAAGAUCCUGAAGGAGUCGCACAAGAAGGUCGGCUUUUUGCUGACUGGGAGUUCCGAACGGAGGAUCCUGGACAAGUUCAAAAAGAAGUGCGAACUGCUCCACAUGAAAAGUUUGGAUCCGCGGGAUGCCUUGGACGUGUUUCUAGGUGUGGCGCAGGACAAGAAAGUAGGGUUUGAUAGGCCAGGCGCUUGCAUGUUAUACCGCGACAAGAGGUGCGCGGACAUGUCUCUGGGACUGGCUUUGCGCAUGCUGCAACGGUGUUUUGUCAAGUGGGAUUUUGUGAGUGAAAUGAACGUCACGAAGGAGUUCUGCCCCGAGGCGUUUAUCGCGCCGAAGACGAUCCAAGCGGGUGCUGCGAUGGGCGUGCCGGCACCGCGGUGUCCCAUCUGCACGCUACCGAUGCCCUGCGCGCACUGCGACGAGCAGGAGUUGGCGUCGCAAGGUUUGGAGCGGAGGGAGGAGUUACCUCGAUACGAGAACGCGCUGGCUUGUCCCUGUUUUGUCAAAUAUGGCUAUUGCCGCGUCUUCAACGAGUUCGGGCACUGCUCGCUGGACCAUCCUAGGGAUCGCCAUGAUGUGAUAAAGCCACCCCUAAAAUGUCCGCAGUGCACGAUGGUCUGGCCGUGCCGCCAUUGCAACUUUACACGAGCUCGUGAUGAGCUGCUCGAGACCGUCAAACGGGCGCAGAGGUGGUUCUCGCGGUAUAAUAAAGAUAAGGUUUUACUGAGGCGGGCCGCGGACCGGUACAAGGAGAAAUUAGACGAAGGUGCGGAGCUGGAGGAGAUAGAUUUUGAAUUAAUGGACGAUGAGGCAGACGCCGUCGCUGCGGCUGCUGAAGACGCCCAGGAGUUCUAUGAUACGGAGCUCUGUGUCGUCGAGGAGGAGUACCGGGCCUUCACGGACUGUAUUUACUCGUUACAUCGGGUCGUGGGCGACAAGAUCAACAGUUUUUUACCCGUCAUUUCCAAAGAGGUAGCGGCCAAAAAGACGAUCCACAGCGAUGCGAUGCUGCGCAUGCAGCUUGAAUAUUUGUGCUACAUCGACCAGGACCCGCCGAAGCCGACGACGCCCAAAACCACGAUUCGGUUGUCGCGGACGGCUAGAGCUAUUCGAUCGUUCUCGCCGUCGCGACAGGGGACGCCGGGGGCGCCGGUUGUGUCCUGGGACUAAGUUUUGUUUGUGUG
Messenger RNA from Pelagomonas calceolata, 2004 nucleotides. The record is from the annotation of a GenBank genome assembly. NCBI's taxonomy places the organism in Eukaryota, Pelagophyceae, Pelagomonadales, Pelagomonadaceae.